Stylonychia lemnae is the source of this 1107-nucleotide messenger RNA. NCBI's taxonomy places the organism in Eukaryota, Ciliophora, Spirotrichea, Sporadotrichida, Oxytrichidae. The record is from the annotation of a GenBank genome assembly.
AUGGGAAAUUGCUGCUAAGCAGAGAGAACUAACGAAAUUGUUAUCAAUACUAAUUCAAAGAAGCCAAAGCAACACAGCUCUUACCAGCAUGGCGAGGACGAAUUGCUAGAUCUAGUUCUCGACGACAGAGAUGUUGGAGGAUUAAGAGGUACAGACAAGAUUGAGCAUAUUGAACGCAUUCAAUCUUUAUUCAGGGGUAUCAAAGCUAGGAAAUUUGUCGCACUUGUUCGCACAGUAGUGGAACUCAAGAGACUAGUAAACACUGUUGAAGGAAAUGUUCCAGAAUAUGAAAACAGAGAAGUACUUGAAAUUAUAAGAAAACUUGGGCCUUAUGACUAUGACAAGCCUACAGAUGACGGUAUUGCAAGGCAGAAGAAACCUCUAAUGGUAUUAGAGAACAAAACUAAGUAUGAGGGACAGUGGAAUGAGAAGACAGGUGAAAGAGAUGGUAUGGGAGUGCUCAUUUGGCCAGAUGGAUCAAUCUACGAGGGAUACUGGAAGCAAAACAAGGCCAAUGGAAAGGGUCGUCUUAUUCAUGCUGACAGAGAUGUUUAUGUAGGAGAGUGGCUCAAUGACAAAGCUCAUGGACAUGGUAUAUAUAUGCACUCAGAUGGUGCCAAGUAUGAAGGAGAAUGGUAUCACGAUAAGCAGCAAGGCAAAGGUAGAGAAUCAUGGCCUGAUGGAGCUAUAUUUGAAGGUAAUUAUCUCGAAGGAAAGAAAGAGGGAGAAGGAUAUUUCAAGUGGGCUGAUGGAAGCGAUUACAAAGGUGAGUUCAAGGAUAACAAUAUUCACGGAAUCGGUCAUUACAGAUGGGCUGAUGGUAGAGCUUACAAUGGAGAGUGGCAGUUCAAUAAAAUGCAUGGUAACGGUAUCUUCACCUGGGAUGAUGGAAGAAAAUAUGAAGGCUAGUACUAUGAUGACAAGAAGUAGGGCAAUGGUGUUUUCACCUGGCCAGAUGGCAGAAAGUAUGAAGGUGGCUGGCUAGAUGGAAAGCAGCACGGAAAAGGUAAAUAUUAUUCCAGCUAGGGAGAGAUUAAAUUUGGCGAAUGGAAAGACGGUAAGAGAAUCAAGUGGAUCAACGAAGAGGAAAUGGCAAGAAAUAACUGA